UUGAUCGACAUACCAAAACCAAAAAAUCAACUUAUGCUACUUUGGAAAUUUUUAGAAUAAGAGAAAAAGAUAUUCCUGUUGAAGUAAUUGAAAUAAAAGAUACUGUGAUAACUUUCACUUGGGAACCAAAUGGUGACCGUUUUGCAAUUAUAACAACAAAUGAUCCUAAUUAUGGACAACCUGGAGUUGCAUCAAGAACAAAUGUAUCCUUCUAUUAUCUUGAAAAACCCAAACCUGGGAAAAGCAGUGUUGCUAAUUUUAAACUUAUUAAAACUUUGGAGAAAAAAACUUCAAAUUCAAUAUUUUGGUCUCCACAUGGUCGACAUUUUGUUUUGGCUACCCUCAGAUCACAGUCAGUUUUUGAUUUAGAGUUUUGGGAUUUGGAUUUUGAAGGAUUUAGUGGUGAACGAGGAGAAUCAUCAACAAAGAAUGAUCCAGCUGCAUCUAUUCAACUUAUGAGCACACAAGAACAUUAUGGAGUAACUGAUAUUGAAUGGGAUCCUACUGGUCGAUAUGUAAUAAGUAGUUCUAGCAUGUGGAGACAAGGGAAUGAUAAUGGAUACACAAUAUGGGAUUUCAAAGGCACAUCAUUACAAAAACAUUUAAUAGAUAAAUUCAAACAAUUAUUAUGGAGACCUCGCCCUAAAAGUUUGUUGAGUAAUGAACAAAAACAGAAAAUCAAAAAGAAUCUACGAGAAUAUUCUAAACAAUUUGAUGAAGAAGAUACAUUAGUGCAAACAUUUGUAUCUAAAGAACAGAUAGCACAUCGUCGUAGACUUAUGGAUGAAUGGAAUGCCUGGCGUAAGC
This is a messenger RNA of Entrophospora candida, 807 nucleotides long. NCBI's taxonomy places the organism in Eukaryota, Fungi, Glomeromycota, Glomeromycetes, Entrophosporales, Entrophosporaceae. The record is from the annotation of a GenBank genome assembly.